AACAUCCGUCCUAUUAUCUCUGAAGAUUCUAUCUAUUUCCUUCGCUCUCCGAUCCUCCGAAGGUUCCAUCUACUUCGUCGGAAAUCGUUUUUUGCUGAGCUUCGAGGGGGAGGGAGGGGGAGGGAGAAAGAGACGGAGAGGGAGAGGGAGAGGGAGUGCGGAUUUUGGAAAGGUGGAGGGGAGAUGGGAUGCGAGUCGACGGCGGCGUCGCCGGGUGGAAAACGGGGGAGGGAUCCGGAGGAGGAGGUCUACCUCGACAAUUUCCAUUCGCACAAGAGAUAUCUUAGUGAAGGCUUGAAGAUAAUGGCUUCUAGUCUGAAUGGGCUAACGGUUGGUGAAUCCAUGGCUGAGAAUCUUAUGGAUUCUCCGGUGAGGUCUGAAAGCAACUGCUACACAAGAGAUGAGAUUGCCUCAGAGUACUCGCCCAUGUCCGAGGACUCCGAUGACUCGCGCUUCUGCGACAACCCGAUAAAUUCCGUUCUACAAUCCGAUGUUUCAACUUGCAACGCCGCCCCAGUUUCCCCCCACCGGCACCAAAGAGCUCAAACAGCACCGGCGACCGCCCUGUUUCCUCCCCUUCCGGGCUGCACGCUCGCCGCCGUCGUCUGCUCGCAUCCUCGGCAGCGAGGUUCGGAUGACGGCGGGCGGUUCCCGUCAUCGCCGAACGAUAUGUGUCACACGGGGGAUCUGAGGAGGACGGCUCUGCUGCGGUCGGUGCAGAUUCGAACGCAGGGGGAGGAGAAGCCGUGCUCGUUCAUGAAAGAUGAGGGAGGGUUUCAGAUGGAAAGGGAAGGUGAGGAGUAUAUUGAGGAGUGCUCUUCUGUGGAUGGGAUAAGUGAGGCUUGAGUUUGGUGAGGAGAUUAGAAGGUCUUGUUCAUAACCUUUUUCUGAGAAUGAUCUUGUUCUUUCACUUUUAUUUGAUGUAAAUUUUCCUUGAAAAGUUUUUUGGUUCUUC
This is a messenger RNA of Phalaenopsis equestris, 955 nucleotides long. RefSeq lists its product as uncharacterized. The transcript is spliced from 4 exons. The record is from RefSeq and is a predicted model, not a curated record. The coding region runs from base 184 to 846 and encodes 220 amino acids. NCBI's taxonomy places the organism in Eukaryota, Viridiplantae, Streptophyta, Magnoliopsida, Asparagales, Orchidaceae.